Molecule: messenger RNA, 3582 nt
Organism: Bombus pyrosoma
Lineage: Eukaryota; Metazoa; Arthropoda; Insecta; Hymenoptera; Apidae
Product: A disintegrin and metalloproteinase with thrombospondin motifs 12-like
Exons: 19
Coding region: 88-3582 (1164 amino acids)
Biological process (GO): extracellular matrix organization; proteolysis
Cellular component (GO): extracellular matrix
Molecular function (GO): metalloendopeptidase activity
Source: RefSeq, a predicted model, not a curated record
GCAAAAGCACGGACCGAGAACCGAGACAGGGCAAUCUACUAGCUUCACGGCAGUGUUCAAGAGAUCCACAGAAAAAAGUAGCCUGUCAUGAACGGAUUCCAAGCACUUUUGACGUUCUUCGGCAUCAUCGCGAUCGCGGACACCGAUCCAUCGAAGAGACACGGCAACGGACGUGAAAACGUAUACCAUGGUAGGUACACGAGAGACGUCCACGAGCCGGAAUUUUUCAUCCCGAGAAGAGUGUUCGAAGAUGGCAGCUUCGACACAUACUCGUUGCCGUAUUUCUAUGAUCGGCAAGAGAUCAACGAACGUAAGAAAAGGUCGACCGAGACGGGCGAGCAGGAGCUUGAGGCCGAUAAAGUGCACCUGGUGCUGCCUUUCAACGGGAUCGAACACCAUGUGGAGCUCAACCCGUAUCACGAAUUCAUCUCGCCCGACAUGGUGAUCGAGACGCGGGGCACCGGCCUGAGAACUAACUUGAACGAAGCGUUACGAUUCAAGAGAGCCUCCGAUCGACAAUGCCAUUAUCGGGGCUUUGUUAGAGGCCAUCGCACAUCCAAGGCAGCUCUUUCUCUCUGCGAUGGUGUGGUUGGUUACGUGCAAACUAAUCAUGGCCGGUACUUCAUCGAGCCGGUGAACGAAGCAGAACCGCAACAGGAUGGACAGCACGUUCACAUAGCUUACAAGCGGGAUGACUCGCACGAAAAGAAGGGGAGUCGGGGCGAUUCUUCCAAGAAUUACUGCGGAACUUCCGAUGACUGGGAGGCGGCGUGGGCGGAACAAUUGGCCAAACGACAGAAGCGACUAAUGGAAGAAGAAACUCCCGAAGUUGGUAAGGGCACUUCCUUGACCCACAGUAUUCAUCGUUUCGUAGAGAUUGGAUUGGUCGCGGACAGAAGGUUUCUCGACUUUUACAACAACAGCAACUACGAACAGUACCUGUUGACUAUCAUGAACAUGGUGUCGGACUUUUAUCACGACAGAUCUGUCGGCAAUCAGAUAGACAUGGUCGUCGUCCGCAUUAUAUAUUUGGAGAAGGAAAAGGAAGAGAUAGAUCUGCUUAUUAGUCCCGCAGCCGAGGCAACGUUAGCGAGCUUUGCCAAAUGGGCCCAAAAGAUGAACCCCACGGAUCACACUCACCCCAACCAUUACGACAUAGCGGUUCUUGUAACUAGGUACGAUAUUUGCGCGGAAGGCGUGCCGCAUUGCAAUCUGAUGGGCCUGGCGUAUGUCGGAGCUGCCUGCGAUCCCGAAAAAGCAGCUUGCAUCACCGAAGAUAGUGGCCUAUUGCUUGGAAUCGUAAUUAGCCACGAAGUUGGUCACGUGAUGGGCUGUUCGCACGACGAUGUCGCUAUCAGUGGCUGUCCACCCAAAGAUAACGAUGAAAGUUACUUCCUCAUGUCACCCAUUGUCAACAUCUAUUCGUUGAGAUGGUCGACUUGCAGCAGGAAAUACAUGACUACCUUGCUCGAGAGCGGCUUGGGCGAGUGCUUGAUCAACGAUCCAAGAAAUCCGCCGGAGAAAUUCAAGUAUCCGGACAUGUUGCCCGGUGCGAUGUACGACGGCAAUUUUCAAUGCGACAUGAACUUUCCCGGGUCGAAGAUUUGUCCUGGCGAUACCGGGCGAGAUGCAAUGUGCGAGGUGCUAUGGUGCGAAGGGAAGAACGGAAGCUGUUUCUCCCGGGGAUCACCCAUGGCCGAAGGAUCAAAAUGCGGCGAGAAUUUGUGGUGCAUUCACAAGAAAUGCGUGGCUAUGGGCACCCGACCGACGGCGGUGCACGGUGGCUGGGGCAAAUGGGGUCCCAUGAGCGGUUGCAGCAGAAGCUGCGGCGGUGGCUUGAAAUUCGCCGAGAGAGAAUGUGACAAUCCGCCGCCCGCCAACAAAGGCAGAUACUGCAUCGGAGAGAGAAAGAAGUUGGCCAUUUGCAACACCAUGCCCUGCGACCAUAGGAAACCAUCGUAUCGCCAGUUGCAGUGCAGUUGGUACAACGAGCGAAAAAUCUUGACCGACGGCAAGCAUAACUGGACUGCGUACACUAUCCACGAUCCAACGCUUGAUCCGUGCAACUUGUACUGCAUCAAUGAAAAGAACGUAUUCACCAAGUUCCAAGUGGCAAACGAUUCUACCCCCUGCAAGGGUGGUACUAACAACAUGUGCGUCGGUGGUACAUGCAGGAAAGUCGGUUGCGAUUGGGUGUUGGAUUCGAAUGCCAUCGACGACAGGUGUGGAACGUGCAAAGGUGACGGUACGAAGUGCAAGGCGAUAGAAGGUUUCUUCAAUGAAACGGGAAUUCGCAACACGCACGUGAAGGUAGUUACUAUUCCUCAGGGUGCUCGAAGCAUAUACGUAGCGGAAAUGCAGCCGAAUAAAAACGCACUAUCGGUGAGACUCGAGGAUAGUGAAACAUACUGUUUGAACGAAGACAAGGUGGUAUAUAGAAGCGGUGAUUACGAUUGUGCAGGCUCCAUACUCGUAUACCUGCAUCCCGAGCCAAACAGAGAGGAGAUUGAAAUAAAGGGGCCCAUAACGACAGCUAUUCGAAUAGAAUACGUAUUCUUCCACCCGAGACAGAAUCCUGGUAUUCAUUAUGUAUAUUACGUGAUGUCAACUGACCCGUCAUACAAACCGAAAUACCUGUGGGAUUUCAUGGAAUGGAGCGACUGCAGCGUUAAAUGCGGAGGCGGUACGAUGAUAUCGGAGGCAGCGUGUGUCGAAGAGAAAGGUGGGAAAGUGAGUCUUGAAUUCUGCGAUGGCAUGUUACGACCAGAUCCAAAAACUAGGGUUUGCAACUCGGAAGCCUGUCCUGCAAAGUGGCGUGUGAGCCAAUGGAGCAAGUGUAACGCCUGCGACGGAAAGAAAGGAACGAGGCAUCGUAAAGUGCAAUGCGUGCGACCCGCUGCUCGUACCGGUGAGGAUGACGUUCAGGCAAAUCUGGACGCGUGUAAAGGUCGCGUGCCGAAACAAGAGGAAGAAUGUGUAGGCGAGAGACCGUGCAAGAAGACCUGCCCCAAAAAGGUGCGAAACGCAGCAAACAGGCAACUCGUUGCUUCGAAAGAGAAGAAGAAGCAGUCGCUACCACACGAGAAACGGGCUAAAAUGGUCGACAAGUUGGUGGACUUGAGUUUGGCCGGAUAUCUGGAGAAAGCGUACGGUAUCUCUCGUGAAGCCGAUGAUAUGGGAAUGACGGUCGACACGGCGGACUUCCGGCAGCUUCUUCGCGAAUGGUCCCUCGCCGACGAGGAAAAGAGGAAACGUGGCGCCUGCGAUCGAAACGCGUCUACUCCAAAGUCCGGAUCGAUCAUCAAAGACUCGGUGCCAGUCGAGAACGUGGUAUUGUUGGAGGCGCCUAUGCUGGAGGAGGGCCUUCUAUCGAAUUUGUCGGAUAGAGCGUAUCAGGAAGUUGGCGACCUCGUCGGCGGUAGUAUCGAUACUUCCAGAGUGAAGCUUUAUAACGGUACGAAGGCUGUCGAGAAGAUCCAGCAGCUGGAGGGUCGUAACAUUAGCGCGGUGCCUAACAAGAAAGAGAAUUAUAGUUACGAUGCGUUGUCAAGAAUCGUAGAUUUGGCGGAACAGCGAAAAUGA